UGAUAUGUAUAUAUCGACAUAAAUGUUUGUACGAGUGUAACUAUAGAGAUAAAAAUGAUUUAGAACCGAGCCAUUCGAACACCACCGCGUUUUAAAGAAAUUCCUACUCCAUUUGGAGUAAUAGCCUAAAUUUAAUUCGAUUAUAUUCACCAUGUAGUUUACAUGUUUUUAUAAAAUAAAUUCAUGAUUAUAAUUAUUGUGUCUCCUUGCUUUAUUCCAUAAAACAAAAUUCCUUGUAUGUAUAAACUAUAUUGCGAAAAGUAGUUUUUUUAAAUUAAACAAUCUCAAUUAAAUUCUGUCGAAAAUUUAGUUAAUUCGUAGUACGAAUGCAUUGUACCAUGGCGCGUGAGUACUUUGGAUCGAAGUUAAAAAUGGCGACGGAUUGUUGCCUCUCUACCGCAGUUGAACGCAACUGAGCAGAAGUUUUACCGAAACAUGAGAAAAAUAUUUAUUAUCAGGUGACAGCAACCGCGUGGCCAAUUUUCAAAGUGCUUUGGCGCUAAAAUUUAAACAUAAUUCAAAACAUGGAGGCCACGUUAGCUAACGAAUGGUUCAUAUGAAUAAAUAUAUGUGUAUUAUGCAUAUAGGAGAAGAAGAUGAUUGGCCGACGCUGUGCUCUCGUUGCUUUGGGCGGACUUUUGAUUCUUGUCCUCAGUGUCAAUGUAUAUUUCAUACGAAUGAUCGUAGAGAGCUCGUCGCACAAAGCCUCCUCAAAAGGUAUGCCAGCCUCACAAUUGAAGCCUGAACAGGAAGAAUUAAUAUCUCAGGCAGAACAAAAUUUACAAGUUCUGCAAAAAUCGGUCGCAAAAAAUAUGGCGAAGAAGAUUAUGGAUGAGAUUCAAAUAUUACCAUCAAGAUACUUCAAGCAGAAUACCAGUUACAUGAUAGUAUUGGACCGAUUGUUAACUGAACUGAGAAUAACGCCUAAUGUUCGUGAAAAUAUAUGGAAUAUUCCUAAUAAUAACUGGCCUGAUGCUCAUCAAUUAAUUCCACCGGUUGCACCUGAACUGGGAACAAUACUGGACACUUUACGCAAAUCAAGAGUGAUACGAGCGGAUAACGCGCCACUUGGUACGCAACUGAAAUUAAUGUUAACAUUGGAACACGGGACGAAAGCGAUGUUCAAGCCUCAGUGGUAUUCUAGGGACGCUAUUAUUCGAGGGCCUGUUUACCACGGUAAAGACAGGCACAAUGCUGAAGUUGUAGCAUUCCACUUAUCUUCCUUACUGGCCUUAAGAAGAGUACCUCUUACCGUUAUCAGAAAACUCGAUUUAAGGAACGAGAUUCGACCACGAGCGACCCCCGAGCUUUACGCUACCAUGUACCAAGACGGUAACGAUACUUGUCUCUACGGAAUCUGCCAUUACUGUUCGCCCGCAGAUCCAGUUUGCGGAUCGGGAGACGUUUUGGAGGGUGCUUUAAUUUCUUGGCUACCGCGGUACUUAAAACUUGUGAAGCACCGUCAUCCAUGGCAGAGAACAUACAAAAGAAACAAAUUUGCCAUGUGGGAGACGGACGACAAUUACUGUGAAAAAGUGAAAGAUUCCAAAGCAUAUUCACCACAGUCAUCGAGUAGACUUUUAGAUUUAAUCGACACAGCUAUUUUCGAUUUUUUAAUGGAUAAUGGGGAUCGCCAUCAUUAUGAACUGGCGCAGAAUAAUUUUCAUAACCCCGCUGUUUUAUUAAUUGAUAAUGGGAAGAGCCUGGGAAAUCCUGACGUUGAUCAUUUUGAUAUUUUAGCUCCAUUGUAUCAGUGUUGCAUGAUUCAUAAAACUACUUGGGAUCGUUUGAAACUGUUCAGUGGUGGAACUUUGAGCAUAGCUCUUGGAAGACUCGUUGAACAUGAGUCUAUGAUGGCGGAUGUUCAACCGCUUGUCACAGAUGCCCACUUAAGUGCCAUGGAUAGGAGAUUGCUUACUAUUUAUGCGGUUGUAGAAUAUUGUUUAAAAAGUAAGAAAUAUGCUUCGAACGUUAUUCUGGAUCACCGGUAGUUCAUCUUUCACAAGCUCUAGUGCAUUUAUCAAAUUUGAAUGUUAGGAAAAUGUUCCUGCUGUGAGCUAUGAACUGUAUCUUUAAGUACCAAUUCAAAGUGUUGGUUUAAUUUAAGAUUUCUAAAAAUCUUAUUGGAUUGUUAUUAGCACGAAAAUAAUGUACAUAGUAGAAACAAAUAAAAUAGCUUUAUACGGUCUAUGUAA
Megachile rotundata (alfalfa leafcutting bee) is the source of this 2195-nucleotide messenger RNA. Its product is annotated as glycosaminoglycan xylosylkinase. The record is from RefSeq and is a predicted model, not a curated record. NCBI's taxonomy places the organism in Eukaryota, Metazoa, Arthropoda, Insecta, Hymenoptera, Megachilidae. Gene Ontology annotation, biological process: protein phosphorylation. Gene Ontology annotation, cellular component: Golgi apparatus. Gene Ontology annotation, molecular function: phosphotransferase activity, alcohol group as acceptor.